AACCGCAAAGCGUGCAUCUUUUCCCCAGCAACGGGAAACAUGGCGGACGAAAAGAAAGAAAGUUACCGAACUAAACGAGUUUUCGUCAACAAUAUUGAACAAUAUUCAUCUAAAUGUAUCGCAAAGUUUCUGUCAACCUGCAUAGUUGGCGGCUCCUUGGAGGAGGCAGAAGAGGAUGGUCCCCCUGCGGAUGAGCUUACACUGCAAGAUGGGACUUUUCAAAUUGUUGGAACUAUCUCUAACAAAGACGGGGAAAACCCCAGUUUUGCAUUAGAAUGUUAUACAUCACAGAACCGAGAUCAGCUCCUGCCAAGGCUAUUGGAAUGUGAUGUGGUGGUUUACAAUAUCUCUGAAAAUGCAACAGCAGAGCUGAUAGAUGAGGCAACUUGGGCCAUUUCAGCUCUUCACUCAGAUAUUGAGAGUUUUGCGUCUCAGAAGGUAUUCAUUUUGAUAUCGUCAGUCAUGACCUGGGCAAUGAGCAAGCCAGCCGAUCCUAAUGACCCAGAGAUUCCUCUGACAGAGGACGACUACAGGAGGAAAAGACAUCAUCCUAACUUCAAGGAGCACGCCAACGCAGAGAAAACGGUGCUCAAGCUGGGCAAAACUAAAAAGUCCAAGCUGUCCAGUUAUGUUGUGGCAGCAGGUGUUCAGUAUGGAAUGGGGGAAAACCUCCUCCACUACUUCUUCAAGGCGUCUUGGUUGGGGGAGAUUGCAAGAGUUCCUGUUUUUGGGCCUGGCACAAAUGUUAUCCCUACCAUUCAUGUCAACGACCUUGCAGGGGUUAUUCAGAAUGUAAUCGACCACAAGCCAAAGAUACAUUAUUUCAUCGCUGUGGAUGAUUCCAAUAACACGUUUGAGGAUAUUGUGAAGAUAAUAAGCUUUGUGCUCGGUCCAGGGAAGAUCAAGAAAGUCCCCAAGGAGGAGGCCUACCUCACCAAUGCUCUGACGAACGCUGAUGUGGAUCACCUGAGUGUCAACCUGCGGAUAGAGCCAAUCUUUCUGAAGGAAACCUUCAACCUUCACUGGGUGUCGGAGGCUGGCAUCAUUGAUAACAUCAACGGCGUGGUGGAGGAAUACAAACUGUUGAGACUACUACUGCCCAUCAGAAUCUGUCUCUUGGGUCCUCCAGCGGUGGGGAAGAGCACUGUGGCAGAGACACUGUGUAAACAUUACAAACUGCACCACAUCAAGCUCCAAGAGGUCAUUGAUGAGAAGAUGCAACAUCUGGAGGAGGCUGUGAAUGGGGCUGAGCAGGAGGGAGAGAGUGAAGAGGCGGUCAGUAACGCUCAGGACCAACUGGACUCUCUGAAGGACAGCAUGGAGCAAAAUGAAGGUCGCCUGAGCGACAGGCUUGUUUACCGUAUCAUGCGUGAUAAGCUGAACUCCACGCCUUGCAGGAACCAUGGCUUCGUCCUCGACGGCUUCCCCAAGUCCUACGAUCAGGCCAAGGAGAUCUUCUAUGAUGAAGACAUGGAACCGGAUUAUCCCAGGUCCAAAAUGCCUGCCUACAACAAGAAGAUCAUUCCUGAGUUCAUUUUCUCCCUGGAGGCAUCUGAUGACUUCUUAAAGGAGCGGGUGCAGAACCUACCUGAGAGUGUGGCAGAGAAGAUGCGCUACUCUAAAGAUGAGUACCUUAGCCGGCUGAAGAUAUAUAGAAAAGCCAACGUGGAAGAUGAAACGGUUCUGAACUACUUUGACGAGCUGGAGAUUCACCCAGAGCACAUUGAGGUGAACAAUGCCGUCGACCCUGAAUAUGGUGCUGUGAUGGAGAAGAUCACCAGGCUGGUGGGGCAUCCAAGGAACUACGGACCCACCCCUGAGGAGAGAGAGGAGAUGGAGAGGAAGUCCGCAGAGGAGACAGCACAGCGCCUGGUACUGGAGACAGCAGACUGGAAGAGGAGGGAGGCUGAGACCGCUGCCAAGAUGGCCGCACAGCUAGAGGAGUGGAACCGUCACGUGACUGAGGUGAAGAGGCAGGAGCAUGAGCUGCUGGUGGCUCGCUCCGCCCCCUUGAGGAACUACCUAAUGAAUUACGUAAUGCCCUCUCUCACCGAGGGCAUGAUGGAGUGCUGCAAGGCCAAGCCAGACGACCCGGUAGACUUCCUGGCUGAAUAUCUCCUCCGGAACAAUUCACAAGAUUAGUGUGAUGUGGUUAACACCUUCCAAACGUCUGAGACCUUGUUCGACUGGAAUUAUAAAUGUUCUGCGUUGAUCAAGUCUGCCUUGUUUAUUUUCCCAACAAUAAAUAAUCAAAUCUAUUCCUCUAUUUGGAGGAAUUA
Molecule: messenger RNA, 2279 nt
Organism: Coregonus clupeaformis (lake whitefish)
Lineage: Eukaryota; Metazoa; Chordata; Actinopteri; Salmoniformes; Salmonidae
Product: adenylate kinase 7
Exons: 18
Coding region: 40-2142 (700 amino acids)
Biological process (GO): nucleobase-containing compound metabolic process
Cellular component (GO): cytoplasm
Molecular function (GO): AMP kinase activity; ATP binding
Source: RefSeq, a predicted model, not a curated record